Messenger RNA from Zymoseptoria tritici IPO323, 2106 nucleotides. It is a transcript of the gene CYP-62, whose product is annotated as putative P450 monooxygenase. Lineage: Eukaryota; Fungi; Ascomycota; Dothideomycetes; Mycosphaerellales; Mycosphaerellaceae. The transcript has 6 exons. Gene Ontology annotation, molecular function: monooxygenase activity; heme binding; iron ion binding. The coding region runs from base 1 to 2106 and encodes 701 amino acids. The record is from RefSeq and is a predicted model, not a curated record.
AUGAACGAGCGUGAAGUUGCGGACGGGACCUUGGCAGCUGAAGAAAGGGAUGCACUGGUCAUCGUGUGUCGUGUCGACUCGAGGAUCAACUUGGCCUCCGCGAAACAGAGUGGCGUGCCGUACAUCUGCUUGCCCGUAUACACUUUUGACAGGUUCUGGCUCGUUACGCAUAAGCUAUGGCUACCAUUCAUUGGUUUGCUGCCAAAGGCUUGGACCGAAUCCUGGAUCGUAUACCUCUCGCCAGAGUACAUCUGGACGAAAAAGUACGAUCUCUACAAGGAUCUGGACACUGAUGUUGUCAUCCUCGUCGCUCCCGGAGCAAACACAAUGAUUGUAGCAGACCCGGAAGCCAAUACUCAAAUCACUACUCGACGCAAUGACUUUCCCAAGCCGAUCUGGUUGUACACUUCGCUCGACCUCUUCGGCAAAAACGUCGUGUCGACCGAAGGUGCGAAUUGGCGUCACCAUCGCAAGAUCACUAGUCCGCCAUUCAGCGAGAAGAACAAUGUUCUCGUGUGGAAGGAGUCUCUCACUCAGGCUGAGUGUAUGAUGACGGAGUGGGUAGGUACAGGCUCUGAUGAGAGUAAGUCCGUGUGGAGCGUCGCUUCCGAAACGAUGCGACUUUCUCUGCACAUCAUCAGCCGAGCGGGAUUCGGAGUGCGUCUUCACUGGCCGCAUGAGAAUAGGGACGACUCGAUUCCGGAAGGUCACACUAUGACCUACAAGGGCGCUUUGGAGACUCUACUCCAUCGAAUUCUUACUGUCAUUUUGACUCCGAGAUGGAUGCUCGCCAACUCUCCACUGGAAAUUCAUAAGCUCGCGUACCGAGGAUUGACCGAGUGGGGACAGUACAUGCGCGAGAUGUAUACCCAGAAGCGUGAAGAGGUCGAACAGGGCGGUGGCGACAGAGAAGGCAUGGACUUGAUGGGCGCUCUGGUCGAAGGCGCAGGUAUCAGCAGCUCGUCCAAGAAGUCCCAACAACUCCUCACCGACGACGAGAUCCUUGGAAACGCCUUCGUCUUCAUACUCGCCGGCCACGAGACCGCGGCCAAUACACUCCACUUCUCGAUCCUUUUCCUCGCUAUGAAAAUGGCCUCCCAGCGCCACCUCCAAAAAGAUCUCGACGACCUCUUUGGCGACCGUCCAGCUUCCGAAUGGAGCUACGAUGAAGACCUACCCAAACUGUUCGGCAACAUGUGCGGCGCCGUCAUGAAUGAGCAACUCCGUCUCAUCCCUCCCGUCACCGGUAUCCCCAAAUUUGUCGACACAAAAGGUCCACAAGGUCUGCGUGUAGGAGACAAACACGUCACUGUCCCAGCAGGCUGUUACGUCACCCUCAACACCAUUGCCGUCCACCGCAACCCGAAGUACUGGCCGCACACUUCGGAGCAAGAUCUGCUGGAAUUCCGCCCGGAACGCUGGCUCCUCGACCCUUCGAAGACCGCAUCCUCAAACCAUGCCGACGACGAGGGCUACCAAGUCGAAGAAGGCAUGGAAUUUGACCAGACCGACAAACGCCCCGACACGGCUCCCACGCUCUUCCGCCCUGCCAAAGGCGCCUACAUACCCUUCUCGGACGGGUACCGCUCAUGCCUGGGUCGCCGAUUUGCACAAGUCGAAAUUCUGGCCGUUCUCGCCGUGAUCUUCAAGACCUGGACGGUGGAGCUGGAUGUCAGUGCGUACAUGAGUGAUGCGGAGUUGAAGACCGCCAGCGAGGAGAAGAAGAAGGCGGCUUGGGCGAAGGCGGAUAAGAAGGCGAGGCAGUUAUUGAAUGAUCAUAUGGGCACCAUCAUCACCAUUCAGAUCAGAGGGGAUAAAGUGCCGUUCAAGUUUGUGAAGAGAGGCAAGGAGAAUUUCAAGUGGACUAUCACGACCCUCGCGGCCAUUCCGAGCAUUCAGAUCUGUUCAGAACGCUCGACCUUCGGAAGCCCAACAUGCAAUUCAUCCUCCUCUGUCGCCGCUUUCGCCGGCCAAGCCCUCGCACGUACCUGCUCGAACAACAACUCUCCAAACGUGGACUGCGCCUGUUCAGAUAUCGACGACAACGGAAUCGUCACCCACUCCGGUAAAUGUGCGGCCACCGGUGAUACUUGUAACGCCUCAUAA